Molecule: messenger RNA, 951 nt
Organism: Dictyostelium discoideum AX4
Lineage: Eukaryota; Evosea; Eumycetozoa; Dictyosteliales; Dictyosteliaceae
Exons: 2
Coding region: 1-951 (316 amino acids)
Biological process (GO): plasma membrane phospholipid scrambling
Molecular function (GO): phospholipid scramblase activity
Source: RefSeq, a predicted model, not a curated record
AUGGAUGAAUCAUUGGAAUUUUUUUUACACUUUGAUACAUUUAUUGUGAAGGAAUCAAUUGAAGAAAAUAAUUUUUUUAAAAAUAUUUUUAAAUCAAGAAAAAAAGAAGGCCAAUUUAAUAUUUAUGGCGUCAACAAUGAUUUAAUUUUAAUUGGUAAAGAAUAUUAUAGAGAUAAUUAUUCAGAUUUUUUAAGUUUUCAAAAAUAUAGACCAUAUAAAAUUAGUAUUCAAACAUUGGAUGGAAGUGAAAUAUUAAAAUUUAAAAGAGAUAAACAAUGUGGUAGACAAGGUUGCUUCUGUGGUAUACUAUGUUGUUGUGCAAUUGAAAGUUGUCAUCAAGAUUUACUAAUUUUCUGUGGUGAUAACACAGCAACGCCAAGAGUUUAUUUAGGUAGAGUUAAAGAAGAGUUUAGUUGGUUUCAACCAGUUUUCAAAAUUUAUGAUGAUGAUAAUAAUGAACAAUUUAAAAUCGUUGGUCAUAAAAUUAAAAAUAAUUCAAAUAUAACUAAUAAUAAAAUGAUAACAUCUCAAUCCCUUUCAUCAUAUUAUCAAAUGAAAAUUUAUCAACAACAAAAUCCACAUCAUCAUCAACAAAAACACCAACAACAACAACAAUCAUUCUUAAAUAAUGAUCAAUCAAUUUUAAAUACACUUUCAAAUAUAAUUUCAGAUGGUGAUGAAAUUGGAGAAAUCUCAAAAUUAUAUUCAGGAUUACAACAAUCUCUUUUCAAUGAUAAAGAUAACAUCUAUAUUGAUUUCCCACCAAAAUCAACAAUUCACCAAAAAUCAAUUUUAUUAGGUGCUUUAUUUUUAAUUAAUUCAUUAUAUUUCGGUUUAGAAUCAAAUACAAUUGAUGAAAAUUAUAAUAAUAAUAAUAAUAAUAAUAAUAAUAAUAAUAAUAAUAAUAAUAAUAAUAAUAAUAAAAUAAAUAAUAUUGAAUUAAAUAAAUAA